GCUGGUUUAAGAUUAAGAUUUCUUCGCCCUCAUAUCGAACAGACUUGGAAACCUGCUGCCGUGGUCGACCUCAAUUUGAACCCGGAAGACUGCCAGAAAAAUGAGCAAAGUCCCCUUGAGUUGGGAAUUGAUGUCUUUAUUACUCUGGGGUUGUUAGUUAGCUAUUUACCACAGCAUUACAGAAUCAUCAAGAUUAAGAGCAGCGAAGGUCUUAAUCCCAUCUUCUUGUUGCUGGGUACUUUAUCGGCAACUUCAAGUUUGUUCAAUGUCAUAAUCCUGGAGUUUAAACCCAUUCAAUGUUGCUCCUUACUGAGUGCUGUUGAAUGCGCCAAGACCACAAUCUCGGUUAUUCAGUUAGGAAUUCAGUGGACAAUGUUUGUCCUAGUGUAUCCUUUAUGUCGUCGAAUCUAUAUUGAUGUUUCUCGCUUAUGGUAUCUUCCGUUAAUUCACUACGGUCGCCCACCUAUUGCUCGUUCGCGCGAGUGGAAGGUGUCUAUUGCCGUUCUAUAUGCUGUUAUAGUACAUUUUUUAUUGGUCCUAUCGGUCACCGUUUAUCUUUUGGUUCUGGUUGGUGAUUCUAGUCAAAGGGAGACUUAUUUAUGGGCCGGAUUCCUGGGCGUUAUUUCAAUGAUGAUGGCAUCGGUUCAAUAUUUACCUCAGAUUUGGACUACUUGGAAGAUGAAGGCUGUUGGAGCUCUGAGUAUUCCAAUGAUGCUUAUGCAAACUCCUGGCGCGUUCCUUUUUGCAUAUUCCCUUGCAUCGAAAGAAGAUAAUAAUUGGACUACAUGGAUUGUCUUCUUUGUAACUGGCUGCCUGCAGGGCAUUCUCCUUGUCAUGGCUAUAUGUUGGCACUUCCGUGCCAAACAUAUGGGAUAUGGUCCCUUUGAUGUUACUGAUGCUGAAGUUUUAUAUGAUAGCGACGGACGACCGAUGAGGCCAGGUAGACAUUCGGCUACCGACGAGCGAUCGCCGUUGAGACCAGAUAAUCAACCCAAUUACGCGUCAGUUAUUCAUGAAGAAGAUUAA
This is a messenger RNA of Paraglomus occultum, 1026 nucleotides long. Lineage: Eukaryota; Fungi; Glomeromycota; Glomeromycetes; Paraglomerales; Paraglomeraceae. The record is from the annotation of a GenBank genome assembly.